This is a messenger RNA of Bradysia coprophila, 3431 nucleotides long. RefSeq names its product CKLF-like MARVEL transmembrane domain-containing protein 4. The record is from RefSeq and is a predicted model, not a curated record. NCBI's taxonomy places the organism in Eukaryota, Metazoa, Arthropoda, Insecta, Diptera, Sciaridae. Gene Ontology annotation, cellular component: membrane.
AUACAUGUCAAAACGCCUAUAUUUUUCUAAUUAUUGUUGCUACUGAUUUUUUUUUUGUGGAGUGAAUUUUAGUGAGUAGAAAUUAAAAUUUUCCUAAUACACUGGGCACAAAUUUAUCGAAUUAUUGGUGCUAACAGAUAAUAAACUAGUCAAGCAGAAGAAAAAAAAUGUCUACAACUCAAACGACUCCAACUGAUGUAACGUAUAUACGAUACAAUGGAGCAUACGUACACACCGUGCCCGGUUUACUGAAAAUCGUUUGUUUGGUUCUCGAUCUGCUCGGCUUCAUCUGCAUCCAAGCGUCGGUGUUCAGCAAUUAUGGCAAAGGUGGUUUCUUCAGUUAUGUUUCAAUGCAAGGAUUUUGGUUCACCGGCAUAAUGCUGGUUCUGUACCUAUUCCAAGUCGUUUACAAAUUCAAUCGAGUUCCCUGGCUAAGAAUCGAAAUGUGGGUGUGUGCUGUAACGUCUGCAUUGUAUUUGCUGGCCGCAUGUCUAGCGUGUACUGUAAACAGCGGAGCAUAUAUAGCUGCAGCGUUUUUCGGUUUCUUGGCAAUGUUGGCCUAUGGGUAUGAUGCAUUCUUGAAGUACAGAGCCACCACCGGCAUUGUUGUGAGCCAAACAACUACUGUGACGACGGUUACAGUUGCAUAAGGAAUUGAACGGAAUAACUUAGGAUGCUGUAGCUCCUACAACUACAGCAUAUGUGUGUAUCUAAUCAUCAGGAGAACAACUGUCCUGUGGAUCGUCUUGUUUGAAUUCGUUUGGAACGUUUUUCAUCUAUUUUUCUCGAGCGGCUCGCUAAUUUCCGAAAAUUGUUUUGCAAAGUUUUUCCGAAAACGUUGCCCCAGACUACUAAAUGUUUCAUCGACGCAUCGGCAAUCACAGAAAGUACAAGAAAGUGAUCAAUGAAACGGUAUACAUUUCGAGCAAAUUUGAACAAUUCAAAUCCAAACUUUUUUUUUUCAAACUGCAAUCGAUACCCGAAGGUAUGUACUCACAUUUCGUCACUUUUUCGAAUUAUUUCAAAACAUUGCGUCGGCAGUAGUAACAUAGUGGUAAAAUUCAAUUGUUUGGCUUAAUAGGCAUAACUUUAAAAUCAUUUUCAAUUUGUCAUACGAUUACUUACUUAAUUGCUAUAGAGAUAGUUGGGUGCUAUGAAAGACUGAAAAGACAUGACCAGAGCCUAUUUUAGAAAUUGUAGGUCCAAAGAAGAAGCUGGAUGUUACCGUUUAACAACUCACUUCAGCAUAGGUUAAAAAUUAUAAUUAAAAUACUUUCGUCUGCACUUGCAUGACUUUGAAACUUAACUUAGAGAAAAUAUUUCCAUCCUGUGGAUCACAUUUAAUUUAAUCGUCUAUCCUGAAUCUUAUACUUUUUGAUCAUGAUGUCCCGUCUCACCCGUCCUUUAUGUACUUACCAAGUUUUCCUUUUCUAAAAUAUGAAAGCUUGGAAAACUUCUGAGAGAUAUGUCUAUGCGAUCUCUCAUUUGAAUGAUCAAUACUUUUCCAAAUUAAUCAAUAAAAUGCUAGAAAAUUAAAGAUCGUCAAGUUAUCCGGUUUUGCUUGAAUGUGUGUACAGACGAUUCAUAUAUACAAUUACGCACUAGUGCGUAAAAGUGAUGUUUGUUAAAAUAAAGAUCUCACUCCUGCACAUAAGCUCCUGUUCUCUGUCAAUCUGCUGCGCAAAUUAUAAACUAUAAAUUUAGAUUUGAGCAACAAAGAAAAAUCUUAGUCCACUUUGAAGUCAUUUUUCGGAUCAAUAUAAAAUGAACUGAAAUCUUAUCUAAACUAAUUGCAAACUUAAAUUUUUCGAUGCAUUCACCGAUCUCGUAUUAGUUUUGUAUGAUAUUGAGUGUAAAGUACUUUAUUAGGAUCUAGAUGUGUAAUUAUGACACCGUGUCAUUGACACAAUUAUGGUACUUUGCACUGAGAUUCAUACAAUGUUUUGUGCAACAAAGGCAUCUAAAGGUCGCAAUUUUCGAACAUUAUGAUGCUGAGUUGCAUAAAAAUUUAAAAAUGUUUUGUUUAUUUCACUGCCAGUAAUUAAAUUGUAGCCAAUAAUAAGCCAGAUGUUUGAUUUUACUGUCUCUUAAAUAUUUUAAAGUUCUUAUUUCGAGAUUUGUGGGAAUAAAUUGAGGAGUUUGAGAUUACGGAGACAGAAUUGAUUAGACUUAGACUUUGGAAGUCCAAUACUUAUUUUUAACAAUUUGAAUUCUUAGACAAACUAAGUUCGAAAAAAUUCUGCAAAAAAUUCAGAUUUUUUUCGAAAUUUUUCGGAAAUUUGUCGUAUUUUCAGAAUUUUACAGAAAAACCAUUCUUAAAAAUAAGCCCUAAGUGAAUCAUCCAUAAUUUUGAAUUUCUUUCAGUCUUCUGAGCGUGUUAAUGGAACCACAUUGUGUGGUUACCACAAUGAAGGUCGACGAAAAUAAGAGCGCCCACAUCUGACAACAAAAAUUGUCGUCUUUGAGCAUAGUAAAGUUAUAAAAUUUGUCUCGGAAUUAUUUCGAUUCAUUUAAUUUUUCUCUGUUUUUGUAUUUUUCGUCUCGAGACAUCUAGAUCUCGAUCUGUUAGAAAAGACGAUCAGCCUAUAGCAACAGACAAGUAAAUCACCAUAUCACUCAUGUUAUUAUUCCCGCAAAUGUCCCUAUCGACUUUAAAUCAGCCCAAAAGUUACAUGUUUUUUUUACUGAAUUAACAAAAAUCUCAAAAAUUCUUAGUGGUUUUGUACUGUCCUCCACAGCUAAAAUUUUAACAAAAAUUGAUAGAUUAAAUGUAAAGUGAAAAGAGAAAAAUUUAUAUUUUUGAGAUGAUGUGCAUAUAUUAUAAUAACCUACCAUUUUGAUAUACAUAAAAUCAUUGUUGACACGAAAUGACCAAUUUUACCGUAGAUAGUUAAUUCUAUAAAAUGGAUCCUACAGUCGGCAACUUUCAAACGAGUGAUGCAUUUUGUUUCAGCUGAUCCACUCAUGCUAACAAAUACGGUUUUACGUCUUUGAACGUUCACCCAUUACAGCUUUUGUUUGUAUGAGUGGAUCACCAGUUGGUGACUGUAUAUAUUUUUCACAAUUUUAAAUAAAAUUUAACGGAUUUGUAAUUUUUACAAUUUACUAACUAACACAAAUCAAUUUUACUACUCACUGUAUCUGUUAUUCGAUCUGAAAGCAGUAACAGUCUAACAGAGCAUUUUUUUAAACAUUUAAAAAGAAAUGUUAUUUUUUACUGCAAACUCUGCAAACUUACAAGAAUUUUAUGAAAGAAAUAUUACUUAUGAUUGUUAAAAGUUUUUGCCUUUUAAGUGUUGUAGCUUUUUAGUCGCGAAAUUUAAAAAAUUGUUUGUUUUAUGAUAAUUUGUCAACUUUGAGUCAUAUUUUUUGAAUUUUUAUUGUAAAGAAAGAAUUAUUUUAAUGCAAUAAAAUUUAAGUGUAUUUUGAAA